AUGUAUCCGGCUACAUCUUCACCGCCAGUCCUACUUCCGAGAAGUGGUCUUGCGGCCCAAAUAGUUCCGUUUGCGCAAAAGUGUGACUUAGAAUUGAGUUUGAAUUUUGCUCAGCACAUCGAGAGCGACGUUUGUGUCAGUGCCUUAGGAUACCUACCUGCCGAAUCAGUUUCAAAAGCAUAUUCCGGGGAAGAAAUUUGUCAGAAAAGUGCCCUACCUCCCGGUCGAAGGAUUACGAUCCGUAAGUCCAGCUCGACCGGUCUGUUGACUCCGAACGAAGCCGAUAGUGUGAUGAAAAGUUGUAAUUGGAUUCGAUCCAUCAAGCUGGCCAGUGAUGUGAGAAGUUAUAAUGCCAUGCUCGAACUGACCCCCGGUCAACUUAUACGGCUCCGAUUGACGAAGGACGUUUGUGCCGAAGAAGAACUGAGCAUGUGGUUUUCCGAGGAUAUCAGUGCACAUAUGCAGAUGCCGUUCCUAACACCAGCCAAUAUUCAACGCCAAAAUUGCUACGUUUGUCACAUAUGCCGGAAGUCCUACGAGUAUCCGAACCCCCUGAAGAUUCACAUAGCCACCGGUUGUGGGCAGCAAUCAACGAACGUCCUUUGGCAGCGUCUGUUGCACAGCAUCACUCGCUUCAGCUUCAACCCGGAAUGUGAUUUCCAACCGUGGAGAAGUUCGGCUUUUCGACCCGUCCUAAGUUCCAACGCGAUGAAAGUGGAACUGUCUCCAACUCAUCCGUUACCACCGCUAAACAAAUCACCUCCCUUGGAACAGCCCCUUCAUCAUCAUAAUCAUCACCAUCAGAGUCAUCUUCGCCAUCAUCACCAUCACCACCCGUUGGUCGACGAUUCCACCAUGGUAACGGCAGCUCAUCUGGAAACUAUCGUCAGCAACAUGGGAUCCUCGAAACAGGGUCACAUCUGUAUCUACUGCGGGAAACUGUACUCCCGGAAGUACGGAUUGAAAAUUCACAUACGAACCCACACGGGAUUCAAACCGCUCAAGUGCCAGUACUGCUUUCGUCCAUUCGGUGAUCCCAGCAAUUUGAACAAACACAUUCGUCUGCAUCGACAGCACGACAGUUCACUGUACGAGUGUAAUUUAUGUGGAAAAAAAUUGGCACGCAGAAGGGACCUUCAGCGACACCUUCAAUCGAGACAUAACAGUAGUCAGGUAAUCGAAAGUUCCACUUCCGAAGAAGAAGAUGAAGAAGUUGUUUGA
Molecule: messenger RNA, 1221 nt
Organism: Malaya genurostris
Lineage: Eukaryota; Metazoa; Arthropoda; Insecta; Diptera; Culicidae
Gene: Prdm13
Product: zinc finger protein 572
Exons: 2
Coding region: 1-1221 (406 amino acids)
Cellular component (GO): nucleus
Source: RefSeq, a predicted model, not a curated record